Molecule: messenger RNA, 4893 nt
Organism: Chanos chanos (milkfish)
Lineage: Eukaryota; Metazoa; Chordata; Actinopteri; Gonorynchiformes; Chanidae
Gene: magi1a
Product: membrane associated guanylate kinase, WW and PDZ domain containing 1a
Exons: 25
Coding region: 33-4814 (1593 amino acids)
Biological process (GO): signal transduction
Cellular component (GO): cytoplasm; cell-cell junction
Molecular function (GO): protein binding
Source: RefSeq, a predicted model, not a curated record
GGCAGGCAGUCCGGCGUUGGAUUUUAAACAGCAUGUCGAAAGUAAUACAGAAGAAAAACCAUUGGACAAACAAAGUGAACGAAUGCGCUCUGUGCAGGAACAGUCGCGGGGAACUGAAUGUGGAACUGUGCGGUGGUGCGGAGAAUGGAGAGUUUUCGUACAUCGGGCAAGUGCGGGAGGAUGCAGUUCUUUACAAAUACGGACAGUUGUCCGAGGGAGAAUUACUGUUGGAAGUUGAGGGUUUGUCGGUCUCUGGAUUGCCUCUUUAUGAUGUUUUAACCGUAAUGAAAAACUGUAAGGGUCCCAUCCGGUUGAAAACUGUUAGGCAAGGUCACAGACUGAAUAAAGACCUGAGGCACUAUCUGAGUCAGCGUUUCCAGAAAUCAUCUCCCGACUACGACCUCCAGCAGACCAUCAGAGACAACCUGUACCGUCACGCUGUGCCUUGUACGACUCGCCCCCCUCGUGACAGCGAGGUUCCUGGGGUCGAUUACAACUUCCUGUCUGUGGAGGAUUUCCUGGAGCUGGAGAAGUGUGGAACCCUUCUGGAAGUAGGAACAUAUGAUGGUAACUAUUAUGGAACGCCCAAGCCACCGAGCCAGCCCUCCUAUGGCACAGUGAUUACCCAAGAUGCUUUGCGUGACGGCCUCCCUGGCUCCCAGAAUUCCACCCCCAAGCGCACCAAGUCCUACAAUGACAUGCAACAUGCACGAAUAGUGCCGGAGCAGACGGAGGAUGACGAAAUACUCACAGACAUGAACAACACGUUUACAGGAGACUCGAGCCGGCAGGAAGUGCGCGGUGUUGUGCGAGAGAACGCCCCCUCCCACGCACUCAACAACCUGGCUGCGUCUCCGCCCGAAUCCAUGGCGGGCGCCCAGCAUCCUCAGCUGCCUCCCGAGGACGACCCGCUCGGCCCGCUGCCCGACAACUGGGAAAUGGCCUACACCGAGAAUGGAGAGGUCUACUUCAUAGACCAUAACACAAAGACGACUUCCUGGAUGGACCCUCGCUGUCAGGACAAGCAGCAGAAGCCUCUGGAUGAGUGUGACGAUGAUGAAGGGGUACACACUGAAGACCCAGACAAUGACUUAGAGUUACCCCCGGGUUGGGAGAGGAUUGAUGACCCUGUGUAUGGUGUAUAUUAUGUAGAUCACAUUAACAGGAAGACUCAGUAUGAGAAUCCUGUGGUGGAGACUCGGAGGAAGAAGUUGCCUGAGUCCCAGCAGCCACCUGAAGAAUGGAUAGAAGAGCACUCGUCCGCCGGUGCUCCCAUUGCGUCCUUCAUUCCCAAUCACCUGGAGACUUACAGAGACCCCCAGAGUGGACCGCCAUUACCUCCAGGCCCGGGAACCAAACGAGGGAAGCCCUUUUUCACGCGGAACCCGGCGGAGCUGAAGGGGACGUUUAUUAGGACUAAACUGAUGAAAAGUCCCAGAGGCUUUGGCUUUACUGUGGUGGGAGGAGACGAACCCGAUGAGUUCUUACAAAUAAAGAGUCUUGUUCUCGAUGGACCUGCAGCUGUGGACGGCAAGAUGGAGACAGGUGAUGUGAUUGUGAGUGUGAACGACACCGUAGUCCUGGGAUACACUCACGCCCAGGUUGUGAAGAUUUUCCAGUCCAUUCCUAUCGGUGCCAUGGUUCAGCUCGAACUCUGUCGUGGUUACCCUCUACCCUUCGACCCUGAUGACCCCAACACCAGCCUGGUCACCUCUGUUGCCAUCCUUGACAAAGAACCAAUCAUUGUUAAUGGCCAGGAGGCCUUUGACCCACCCACAGGCCUUGUCAGCCAAUCAGGCGGCGGCGGCGGCAGCGGCGGCGGAGCAACUGGCAUGCCACGCCCGUACAGCCCCACAGCGACAGAGGCAGCGACCAUCACCGGAGACAGUUGCCUAGGUUACGGGAGCGACGUAGUAACAUUGGCGUCGUCCAUAGCGACACAGCCGGAGUUGAUUACGGUGCACAUGGAGAAAGGGGAUAAAGGGUUUGGGUUCACGAUCGCAGACAGCCUGAGUGGAGGGGGGCAGAAGGUGAAGCAGAUUGUGGAUUACCCACGAUGCCGUGGGCUGAAGGAGGGAGACAUCCUAGUGGAGGUGAACAAACGGAACGUUCAGAGUAUGAGCCAUAACCAGGUGGUGGAACUGCUCAGCAAAUGCCCCAGAGGAAGUGAGGUCACCAUGCUAGUGCAAAGAGGAGUGGUGCCCGCCAAGAGGAGCCCCAAAGUGGUGCAGUUGGAGAGGAAAGACAGCCAGGGCAGUUCCCAGCAUAGCGUGUGCAGUCACCGCAGUGCCCACACAGACUCUCCUGCCCGCCCGGUGCCAGCCUUGCCCAGCGAGGCCCUGGCAGCUGCCCCUCCGCCUGUACCUCCUCCACCCACCCAGCCCCUACCCAGCCUGCCCCCCCUUGAACCACCAGCCAAUGGAACCCUCCAGAAGAAGCCUGACCCCUUCAAGAUCUGGGCCCAGUCUAGGAGCAUGUAUGAGAGUCGAUUACCUGACUCUCAGGAGCAGGACAUCUUCCUGUGGAGGAAGGAAACAGGCUUCGGCUUCAGGAUCCUUGGCGGGAAUGAGCCUGGAGAGCCGAUCUAUAUUGGGCACAUAGUGAAGUACGGGGCAGCGGAUGAGGAUGGGCGACUGCGGUCAGGCGACGAGCUCAUCUGUGUGGAUGGGACUGCAGUGGUGGGAAAGUCUCACCAGUUAGUGGUUCAGCUAAUGCAGCAAGCAGCCAAACAGGGCCAUGUCAACCUGACUGUACGACGCAAGACCAGCUACACAGUGUGUAAAGGAGAAGGUGAUGUGCCCCCCUCUCCAGCCUCCUCACACCACAGCAGCACUCAGGCUCCGUCACUGACAGAGGAGAAACGCACUCCUCAGGGGAGUCAGAACUCCCUCAACACCGUCAGCUCCGGCUCCGGCAGCACCAGCGGCAUCGGGAGUGGAGGAGGCGGAGGAAGCGGCAGCGCCGUGGUCACCGUCGUCCCGGCGACGCUACAGCCGUAUGAUGUGGAGAUCCAGCGCGGGGAGAACGAAGGCUUCGGUUUCGUCAUUGUUUCAUCUGUGUCACGGCCCGACGCCGGCACCACCUUUGCUGGAAACGCAUGUGUGGCCAUGCCUCAUAAAAUAGGUCGUAUAAUCGAGGGCAGUCCUGCCGACCGCUGUGGGAAACUGAAGGUUGGGGAUCGUAUCCUAGCUGUCAACGGCUGUUCCAUCACCAACAAGUCUCACUCCGAUAUCGUCAACCUCAUUAAAGAAGCCGGAAACACCGUCACACUGCGCAUCAUCCCCGGAGACGAGUCUUCAAACGCGUCUUUGCUUACCAAUGCAGAGAAGAUAGCCACAAUCACCACCACACAUACACCUCCACAGAACAACACAGAACCUCAGCCAGACAGCUUUCAUUUCAAAUCAAAACAAGCCCCACUCCCGCCUGGCACAACACAAACACAGAACAGUCAGGAUGCAGAGUACUACUCAGUGGAGCUGGAGCGGGACAGUAAGGGCUUUGGGUUCAGUCUAAGAGGAGGAAAAGAGUAUAACAUGGACCUCUACGUGCUGCGAUUGGCUGAGGACGGAGCCGCAGUGAGAAACGGAAAGAUGAGGGUUGGAGAUGAGAUUUUGGAGAUAAACGGUGAGAGCACAAAGAACAUGAAACACGCUCGCGCCAUUGAACUCAUUAAAAAUGGUGGCAGGCGGGCACGGCUGGUUCUCAAACGUGGAGAUGGGUCGGUGCCCGAAUACGACGGCCCCAAUGACGGGUACCCUUCCGCACCCGGGCCACAAAAUCUUUCGGAAGUGAGGGCCCUGUCGGCAAACGGCCGCUUCCACCCCCCAUCGGAGUCCAGCUACACAUCAGACUACCACAUCCCACCCCGGCAGCAAGAGCAGUGGCUGAAGGAGAGAGGGAGGGAGGAUUACGCCCAUUACCCUAACGCUGCCCUACAACACCAUCACCACCUCACCUGGAUCAACCACCCAAGCCCCAGCGAACGAUCCCAAUCCCCAGAGCCCAAGAAGAGCUCCCGCCGUAAAGUCAAGAAGUCCGAGUCCGAGAGCGGCAUUGCCAAGCUGUUUAAGACGCUGCGGAAGGAGGGCGGCUUCGGACGGAAGUCGUCUGAACGGGAUCUUGGGGGAACACAAGGCCGCGAGCGCUCCCCGGAGAGGAGGGCCCGCUCUAGGCCCGAGGAACGGCGGUACCGCCCUGGUUCCCUGGACCGCUCGUCUUCUGCUCAGAAGCGGAGCUCCUCUCCGGACCGCCGCAGGGCCAAGUCCGUCGACCGCCGGGCCGAACGCACAUACCGGGACCGGGACCAGUCGCCCGAUGCUAGCUCUCGCGCCUCCAGCCAGCUCCUGCUACGGCAGACCGCCACGCCCGAGAGGAUCCUCCAGGAUCGCCGCUUACAGAAAGAGCCACGCACCCCCAGCCGGAACGCCAAGGAGGACAGCUACGUCACCUCCACCCCAGAAAGGACAAACAACAACCACCAGGCACAGACUCUCUCCCUCUCACUGGCCCGCGGACGGACCCCUGAACGAGGCCUGAAAAACGGAAAUGUGUUGCGGGAUGUCUCACCUGCUAGCCGAGAAGAACGGUACGGGAACAACAGCACUCCAGAAAGGCGUUAUCGGAGGGAGUCGGACAGCAGCAGCAACGGGAGCUACCUGGAGGAAAUUGCAGCUUCCCCCCGUCUGAAGGAAUAUUACAACGCACUGAAGGCUAAAAGCACCAACGGGACCAACGCCGGCCAGAACCCGAGCCAGCUUCCUCAGUCCAAGAGAAGGCUUUAUAAAGAGAACCACACGGACCUCAGCAUCUGACCAUGGGACCACUGGAACAUGUUUGACUCGUACAAACAUAAACAGAGAUACAUACAGAUAGGCACACACACACACAUAU